Messenger RNA from Ceratina calcarata, 2374 nucleotides. RefSeq names its product nicotinic acetylcholine receptor alpha2 (gene nAChRalpha2). Gene Ontology annotation, molecular function: acetylcholine-gated monoatomic cation-selective channel activity; transmembrane signaling receptor activity. Gene Ontology annotation, biological process: monoatomic ion transmembrane transport. NCBI's taxonomy places the organism in Eukaryota, Metazoa, Arthropoda, Insecta, Hymenoptera, Apidae. Gene Ontology annotation, cellular component: postsynaptic membrane. The record is from RefSeq and is a predicted model, not a curated record.
CCCGGCGGAUCCGAGAUGCACGUAACAUCAUCCAGUGGUCCAUUGGCUGUACACAAUGUCAUUCCUGUCCUAAGCUCGUCCCGCGUUCCGCGAUUAGAAACGGGUCGCGCCAGUGAUGCGAGCAACUCCGCGGUGCGUUCCCGAUCGCCGGGAAACUCGAACGAGCAGGUCGCGAUAGAGUAUGAGAUACGCGAGAGAACGAGAGAUUCAAUUCGAGAAACAGUGCCACGUCGAAUCGGAACCGGACGCCGAUCACAAGAUGUCAAUUGGAGUCGAAUGCCGAAACUAGCUAAGCAUCGUUUACUCAAAAUGCUGCUGCAGGCGAUCGUAUUAAUUCUCUCCGCAAGGAUAUGCCACGGCAAUCCUGACGCGAAGAGAUUGUACGAUGACCUACUAUCGAAUUACAAUCGACUGAUUCGCCCCGUGUCUAACAACAACGACACCGUCGUUGUCAAAUUAGGACUUCGCCUGUCCCAACUCAUAGAUCUCAACCUGAAGGAUCAAAUUCUCACGACGAACGUUUGGCUCGAACACGAAUGGCAGGAUCAUAAGUUCCAAUGGGAUCCAACGGAGUACGGAGGCGUCACUGAACUCUACGUACCCAGCGAGCACAUUUGGCUCCCCGACAUCGUACUUUACAACAAUGCGGACGGAGAAUACGGAGUGACCACGAUGACUAAAGCGAUUUUACAUUACACCGGGAAGGUCCUUUGGACACCCCCGGCGAUUUUCAAAUCCUCCUGCGAGAUCGACGUUCGAUACUUUCCCUUCGAUCAACAAACCUGCUUCAUGAAGUUCGGCUCAUGGACUUACGACGGUAUACAGAUCGAUUUGAAGCACAUCAAUCAAGGUGUAGUGGGAGACAAGGUGGACGUGGGUAUCGACCUGCGCGAGUACUACCCAAGUGUCGAGUGGGACAUCCUCGGUGUCCCUGCGGAACGGCACAAGAAGUACUACCCCUGCUGCGACGAGCCAUACCCGGACAUAUUUUUCAACAUCACGCUGCGCCGUAAAACAUUGUUCUACACAGUGAACUUGAUCGUGCCUUGCGUGAGCAUCUCUUACUUAUCAGUGCUGGCGUUUUAUCUCCCGGCCGAUUCGGGCGAGAAGAUCGCUCUCUGCAUCAACAUCCUGCUAUCGCAGACGAUGUUCUUCCUUCUGAUAUCCGAGAUCAUACCAUCUACGUCGUUGGCGUUACCGUUGCUGGGCAAGUAUUUACUGUUCACGAUGAUCCUGGUGGCGUUCUCAGUAGUGGUGACGAUCGUUAUACUGAACGUUCACUACCGCAAGCCAAGCACCCAUAAAAUGGCACCGUGGAUCCGUAAGAUCUUCAUACGAAGACUACCGAAACUGCUUCUAAUGAGAGUGCCCGACGAUCUCUUGAUCGAUCUUGCUGCGCACAAGAUACAUGGCAGAGGUAGAUCCGGGAAGAAGAGCAAAUUCAACGCCGCGGUCGCAGCUGCCGUCAAAUCGUCACCGAUCAUCUCUUCUCCUGAUUCUGCUCGGCACCAACAAAUCGGUGGGUGCAAUGGACUGCACACGACGACGGCGCAUAACAGGUUCUUGGGAGGCCUUGGUGGAUACAACGGGCUUCCCACAGUGAUGUCCGGCCUGGACGAAUCACUGAGCGACGUGACGCCCAAGAAGAAGUACCCCUUCGAGCUUGAAAAAGCUCUGCACAACGUGAUGUUCAUUCAACACCACAUACAACGACAGGACGAGUUCAACGCGGAGGAUCAAGACUGGGGUUUCGUAGCGAUGGUCCUGGACAGACUCUUCCUAUGGAUCUUCACGAUAGCCUCGAUAGUAGGCACGUUUGUCAUCCUCUGCGAAGCUCCGGCGCUCCGCGAUAAUACAAAACCCAUCGACAUGGAGUACUCCUCGGUGGCUCAACAGCAAUAUCUUCCUCAGGAUAACUUGUUAGAAAAUCUUGUAUAAUACCGUUACACGUAGAAUCCGUAGAUAGACUAGGAAGCCGGGGUGCUGUUAUUGCGAGACGUGCUCAUUUCUGAAUCAGCAUCCCCGUCUUCUUUAUCCUUUUUAUUAUAAAAUCGACUCUCGAUAGCGUCUUCGAAGGUAACGUUUCAUUUGUAACUUAACAGUAAAUUAAGUGCGUGCGACGCACAAGUGCUCUUGCAUAACGUUCGUGGACAUUUUCUAACGUCGACUACGUAGAAUAAAUACGAAUUGUCUGCCCAUCAAAGUAUAACUGUAAUACUCUAUGCUCGAACCAAUAUCUUCCCGAAGAGCGAUCAAUCAUAUUGUUACGUAGUAAUUUUUUCGACUACAAUCUUUUUCAUUAAUAACAAUGUACUCGAACUCGUUCGAUAUCUUGUAUGCAUAUAAAAAUGAAAUAAACGAUGCUCAUAAGGCA